AGUCUUAUUCAUUCAGCGCCAGUCUCGAAUUUUAAAUCUUUUAUCUCACAAUUCAGACUAUAGCAAGUUUUUAAGAGAGCAGUUUAUACUUUAUUAAAAAAUAACUGAUCGAUGUAUAUAUAUAUAUAUAAGAACAUAUACAAAAAUGAAAACAACAAUUGGAAUAUCAAAAAUCAUUUUUCUUCUGAUAAUUUUGCAAAAUUUCUCUGCAAGAUGUGCCGUUCCUACAGAUGCAGUUCACUACAUAGAACCAGGAAAAGUCAUUGUAAAUGAUAAACCAGGCCUGCAAGUAUUUUGUCAUAAAGCAAAAUCAAAAUAUUUAAUAAACAUAUGGAAAACGAUAACGAUGGAUUUAAAUAUUAACCUAGACACAUAUGAUUUAUAUGAUGGCAAAACGCCUCAAGAAGUUUUCGAAAAACAUGAAAAUAAUCAACGAUUUUGGAAAUUCAAUUUUUUUGGUACAAAAAAACACAAAUUACUCAAAAUUAAUCCUUUUGAAACUACUUGUAUUGGCGUUUAUAUUCACGAAUAUAAUGGAUUACGAUAUACUAUAAGUAUGACUCAAACACGUGUAGAUAUUGGAAAAGUACUAAUGGCUUUGUUAGGAGUUAUAUUAUUUUGGUCAGCUAAAAGAUUGAGUCAUAAUCCUUUAUUCUAUUACUUAUGUGGCAUUAGUCUUGGAGUUACAGCUUCUCUUUUAGUUUUAAUAUAUUUUGCUAGUAAAUUAUUUCCACGAGGAAAAUUUAUGUACUUAAUGGUUGCUACUGGUUGGUCGAUGUCUUUUUACCUUGGUCAAAUAUUAUGGGAAAAUGCACAAUUGAUAGUAUCACAGUACAGAGAAUAUGUUAUGUGGUAUAUUUUGAUAACCUCAUUAAUCAGUUUUCUUAUUUGUUAUCGCUUUGGUCCAGUUACUAAUAAGAGAACGAAACAGAUUAUACAAUGGUUCUUACAGGGUUUAGGUUUACUGUUCAUUUACUCUAGCAGUUAUUUCUAUGAAGCAUCAUUUUUAAACUGCGUGAUACUCGUUCUUAUUUAUAAUUUUCCAAUUGCUACCGUAUACAAAGGAAAACAAUAUUGGAAAAAAAUGUUUCCUGAAAGGAGAAAAUUAUUAACGGAUAAUGAAUACCGUAAAGAGGGCAUACAAGAGACUAAAAAGGCUUUAAAAGAUUUACAACAAUACUGUUCUAGUCCUGAAUGUAAUCCAUGGAAAACGGUUUUAAAAUUAAAGGAUCCCAUAAGAUUUGCAAAAUUUAUUGAAGGAGAUUCACAUUUGUCUGACAAAGAAAUGAAAGAACAUGAUUUGGAAAUUACAAGAAUCGUCGAAGAAUACGAAUAUACGGACGACGAUGAUGAUUAUUGACAUACUCUUUUCUUUAUAUAUAUAUAUAUAUAUGUAUAUAUAUCUAUGGUGUGUGUGAAAAAGACACAAUCACGUGGCUGAAGAAAAUACGAAGUGGGACUGAUUUUGUCACAACGACAGAACGUUUCUAUAAAUAAAAAAAAGUAAGCGUUCGAUACGAGCUAGAAAGAAAGAAAGAAAAAACGAAUAGAUAAUAUUAAGUUAUUGUUCAUACCUUUAAUUUAGUCAUUUAAAAAAAUUAUUGAAUCGUCCAAUUCCAAGAAUGAAUUGUAUGUUAUCCCGUAAUUAUACACUUCAAAAUUUCCAACUGAAGUGCAGCGUUUACGAGGAGAUCGUAAUUGAAUGAAAUUUCAUUUCACCAGAAACUCUCUAUUGUUCUCAGAUGCAUUUACAUGUGGAACAAUAUAAGUCUACGAAUUAGAACCUCGAUGAUAUUACGUUCCUUAAAUGGACUACACAUUGCGAUUUCUAAAGAUUCGCAUAUGAAUAUUCAUAUUUGUUUUUCCUAAAUCCUAUGAAAUUGUUGCGUUAUUUGUCUGAUCGUUACCACGACGUUAUGAGAGUAUAAAUUGUAAACAAAAAAAACCAAAAAAAAAAAAAAAAAAAGAAAAAUAAAAAUAAAUAAAUAAAAAUAAAAAAACAAAAAAAGAAAGAAUAAACAAACAAACAAACAAAAAAAGAUUAAAAAAGAAGAAGAAAUAUUUUCUUAAUAAGAAGAACAAUAAAAAUAUUUAUCCCAUUCAUUCUCGCUGUAUGAUCGAUUCAAACAACCCGAUUGAAACAAUGCACGAUAGAGAAAGAGAUAUCGUUUGUUGGCAAACUUUUCAACGAAUUGCUACGUCCAAGCGUCGAAAUACUUUUCUCCGCGAUUUGGAAUCAUAACGAGACUUCCCUCGAAGCGGUAUGGAAGCAUUGUUUACCAUCGUAUACCGUCGACAACGAAAACGUCGUGAGAAAGCCUAGCUGGAAUCCCCACGGAGUCGAGAUUUAACGUUCCUCUCUUCGUCCUGUGCUGUCUAUCCAAAUAGCAAGCUGUUGGAAGAAAAACGGAACAGAGGAAACGCUUUGUCGUGGAGACCAGGAUGUGGGUCAGUAAUCAUUCGGAGUUUCAUUUCCCUUUUUAUUCCUUUUUUCUUUCUUUUCUCAGAUGUAUACGACGACCACACGACGGAGUUUGUUACAGAAGCGUAGAAACAUCACGACGAGCUAGGUACGCUACUACCCUGCGGUUCGUUUGUUUCUACAGUUUUUUUUAUCUCCCUCUUUCUUUUUCUCUUUCUCUCUCGUUCUCUCGUUCACUCUUCUCCUUUUUCACCCUCAGUCGUUUUCAUGAGCACACGGACCACUCCACACCGGUUAUUACUUCUCUCUCUCUCUUUCUCUCUCUCUCUCUUUCUCUUUCUUUCUUUCUUCCUCUCUCUUUCUUUCUCUCGGCCCGGGAGGGCUCUGGAAAAUCGGGAACAAGAAUUAUUAUGUGCUGUACCCAAGAGUCCGUAUUACUACGCGGCAUUCACCGAUUUUUCCGAUUUUCUUGAAACCAUAACUUUCACGUUACCAUUUAACACAGGUUUUCAUUUCAGAAGUAUUUUCUGAUCUUUAAAGCGACGAUAUAAUUAUAUGCGGAAUAAUUUAAUAUUAGUUUGUGAUCCAUUUGAUGGAUUAAGUAAAUUGUCACGAAGAGAUUGAUAUAAGUCGAUUGAGAACGUAAAUUUAUCAAAGAGAGCACUUGGAAGAUUAACAUGUUCUUGAAUAACUAGAUAUCCAAAAAAAAGAAAAAAAACAAGAGAGAGAAAGAGAGAAAGAAGUGAAACACGAUGUUAACUAAAAAAAAAAAAAUAUGUUCUCGCAAAAUCUCUUCGUGAAAGAAAAUUAUGAAAGAAGAAAAAAAGAAACAAAAAAAUAACAGCAAAGCUUCUUACAGAACACGCAACAGGUAGUACAGAAUUAAGAAUGAACUACGGUAGAUGAUUUAAAUGGAAUUUAAAAGAAAAACUUGUUAAUUGCUAGCAAUUAAGACGAGAUCAGUCAUCCAGGAGACAACUCAUCUCUUGCAUGACUUCCCUCAUGUUUAACAGAUUGUCACCAGCCGGCGAGCUGGCUAUCGACAGGUGGUCGUCAAUCGGACACCUUGCCAAUAAGGUUUGAGUCCUACGUAUACGAUUUCUCAGUGUCCAUCGGACGAUCCAUCAUAUUCAAUUACAAAUCGUUGCAACGUGAUCGUAUAGCGCGUGAAAUGAUCGACACGGCAUCCUUCUUCGGCUUCUCAGACUUUUUAAUCUGAAAAGGGAGAUAGCUAAUGAUAUGGUAUACCGAUCUUUUUUUAAUUGGAAGAUAGCGAAUCUAUCAUCGUUAAAAAAAAAAAAAAAAAAAUGAUAAAAAUAAUCGAUAGAAAAUUACGAUAGAAUAGAGUAUGAACACGUGAUCGAUGUGUUUAUUUUUUAAAAAAGCUAUUAAUUAGCGGUACUAUAUGAAAUGAUGAAUAAUGGAUGAUAGAAGAUAGAUAAUGGUCCUAUAUUAUAAAACAAAAAAGAAAAAAGACCUUUAAUAAGAUAAUUCAAAAUAAAAUAAAUAAUGAAUAAAAUUAACGUGCGAUGCUUCACAACGUACAAUAUACUACGUUGUUAUUGACGUAACAAGCAUGAAGUAAACUUUCUCAAAAAAGAUAAA
This is a messenger RNA of Vespula vulgaris, 4027 nucleotides long. It is a transcript of the gene Nemp, whose product is annotated as nuclear envelope integral membrane protein 1. NCBI's taxonomy places the organism in Eukaryota, Metazoa, Arthropoda, Insecta, Hymenoptera, Vespidae. Gene Ontology annotation, cellular component: nuclear envelope. The record is from RefSeq and is a predicted model, not a curated record. The transcript has 8 exons. The coding region runs from base 146 to 1360 and encodes 404 amino acids.